AUGGUGGUCAGGUUACUUGUCUGCCUGGCAGUAUGUAUUUCUAGUCUGUCAUUGAUUCUGGGCGCUGAACAGAACCUAACAGCUAAUCCAACUGAUGUACUUGUGGAGAUCAACGAGACCGCCAAUAUCACUUACCAAGCUGGGGUCCCUCUCGUGUCCGAUGUACAACUGUAUUUAAAUCAUUCUGAAUAUUUUAACUCAACUGAUCAUGUAACUCUGUCACAGUCGACGGGUCGCGGCAUAUUGCCAAUUACUGGCCGUAAACCGAUCAGCUUGACAUAUCUUGAGGUGACAAGCUGUACCACCCGGAGUAAUACAACGAAAUGUGAACUAAAUAUCGCUGAUGCUUUCGUUCGCGUAUCCGUGAUCAAGUCACAUCUCAUCCAAUUGUUCACUAUCAUAGUGGGAUGGAUGUAUUUCUUUGCUUGGAGCUUGUCGUUUUAUCCUCAGAUUAUUUUGAAUUUCAGAAGAAAAAGUGUCACAGGACUCAACUUUGAUUUUCUUCUAUUGAAUAUUAUUGGCUUUGCAGCCUACAGUCUAUAUAAUCUUUUCAUGUACUAUGACCCCAGUGUACAGGCACGCUAUAAGCACAAACAUCCUAAAAGCCCGAUACCAGUUUUACUUAACGAUGUUGUAUUUGCUGUACAUGCUUUUUUGGCUUGUCUUGUAACAGCUGCGCAGUGCUUUAUAUACGAGCGAAACGGUCAACGGGUUUCGAAGAUAUGCAUUAUGUUAUCCUCGAUUCUGAUCUUUUUCGCCUCAUGUGCAGGACUGGCCAGCGCCUUCAACCUCAUCAACGUUCUUCAGUUCGUCAUGUGUUUCUCGUACAUCAAAAUGGCAGUCACCCUGUCUAAAUAUUUUCCUCAGACGUUUUUCAACUUCAAACGGAAAAGCACUGUUGGAUGGUCGAUUGGCAACGUUCUCCUGGAUUUCACUGGUGGCUCGCUGGACAUCCUACAGAUGGUACUUCAGUGCGUCAACGUUGACGACUGGGUGGCCUUCUAUGGGAAUCCUGUAAAAUUUGGCCUGGGUCUAGUAUCAAUCUUCUUCGAUAUUAUCUUUAUGAUACAACACUAUGUGUUGUAUAGAGGUGUGAAAGUAGUCCAUGCCGAAUAUGAGGGUAUCGAAAACCCUAUAGCACCUCAAAGCUCAGAUUCCCCGUCAAAUCAUGGAAGUAUCAGUCCCAGUCACUCACAAGAUCCAAUAUUACACGACGUGCAAUUUUAA
This is a messenger RNA of Cooperia oncophora, 1227 nucleotides long. The record is from the annotation of a GenBank genome assembly. Lineage: Eukaryota; Metazoa; Nematoda; Chromadorea; Rhabditida; Trichostrongylidae.